Molecule: messenger RNA, 5401 nt
Organism: Gasterosteus aculeatus aculeatus (three-spined stickleback)
Lineage: Eukaryota; Metazoa; Chordata; Actinopteri; Perciformes; Gasterosteidae
Gene: pdzd7a
Product: PDZ domain containing 7a
Biological process (GO): auditory receptor cell stereocilium organization; sensory perception of sound
Cellular component (GO): cilium; plasma membrane; stereocilia ankle link complex
Molecular function (GO): protein binding
Source: RefSeq, a predicted model, not a curated record
GCCACUCAGGAAGAUCCUCAGAUCACUUUCUCGACAUGCACCUCGCUGCAGUUUAACGGGGAAAAUACGGACUUACUGAACACAAUAACGACAAAGUUCCCCGCGGGACCACCCGACGGAGACUCGAAGCAGUGUUAUUAUAUUAGUGCAAUUAGUGUGCUUAAUCAUCAUCAGCCCAUUGCUAAUGGCUGCUGAGCUGCAGAGUCUUAUGUAAAAGGAUUACACCUCUUAAGACAAUAACUGUCACCGGGAGAAACACUGAUGGGGCACUAAUACUCCGGAGGUGUCCGAUUAUGCGUCAGCCUGGCGGGUUUGUGCGCGUCUGUCCGAGCUCCUCCGGCCCGACACGGCAGGUAAGGCCCUCAUUCGUUGUUUACUUUAGUUUAAAAGGUUUAAACAAUGGCACGAUGCUGUUUCACAUGUGUGUGUGUAACUUUUCAAAGUAUCUGCAGGAAUCCGUUGGGACUGAAACAAGACGCGUUGCCAUGUUACCAAGAUGCGUAAACAAUGUCAACAAGUAUUCAAUAGGUUCAGUUAGUUAGUUAUGGAUGAUGAAUUAAACUUUACAAUUUGUUUAACAUGUUGUAUCGCUGUCCGUGGUGCUAAAUGAUAGAAAAACUCCUUCAACAACAACGUCUCUUUUGUUGACAUAUUCUACUUUAUCUUAAUUUUAUUCAAGGUUAUAGGUCAUUACUGUAUCAACAUGAGUUUGAGUUGCUAUUAUCCCAGCUGGAACUUCUGACAUCUCAUUACUCAUCGCGGCAUAUAAUCCUCACAACAGAUAUCCAUUUAAUUAAACAUGACCCGAGGGGAAUCACCACGCACCGCUGACCCCUCUGCAGACCGGCCGGCAGCCUCUCAGCUGAAGCACCAUGUAGAUGGAGAUGGAUUUAGAGGCUGCAAAGGAAACCAGUGGAUUACACUUAUUUCACCUACAAAAGGAAAGGUCCACAGUUCAAACAUGGAGCCCUACUUUUUGCACUUGUUUUGAAAUGAAUAUAUAGUUUUUUUUAUUCCGUUGUGUUGAGAUUAUGUAGAACUUUUUCUACGUCACAUUUUUGAUUUUGGAUGUUCUCUUUUUAUACGCUUUAUCUAUGGCCUGGAACUGUUUUUAAUGAGGAUGGGGGAUGUUACCUAGACUGUUUUACAACAACUGAUAUCAGUCACUUUGGACCAGCAAAAGCGAAACUCCAGUUCCCCACCCAAAUUGUUCCUCGCCUCAAUUCGCCAACUCGCCCUGCUGCACCAAUUCCAUCCUGACCGUGGACCACAGGUAUCCUCCUGCCUGGAUGACUAAUGGAGGAAUUGCCAGACACGUAGCAUGGCUAGCUCCUCUCACGCCUCAGGCUCUAGGGAGAUGACAAAGGGAGGGGGGCACCCCCACUCAAACCAUGCCGGGGGCUCCCACAGCACUACGCGCUACUUGCUGAAGAAACAGCACCACCACAGAAGCAGGUCCUCCUCGCCGAUGGGCAGAGUCAUUCUCAUCAAUGUACCUGUUGAUGGAGGAGAUGAAAGUGAAGACAUUCACGCAGUGACAGUCGACAAGAGCCCAGAUGGGCGUCUGGGCUUCAGUGUCCGCGGGGGCUCUGAACAUGGACUCGGUAUAUUUGUCAGCAAGGUGGAGGAUGACAGCUCAGCAGCGCUGGCCGGGCUGUCCGUGGGCGAUAAGCUGGUGGAGGUGAACGGGGUCAGCCUGGAGAGCAUCACCAUGAGCAGCGCUGUGAAGGUCCUGACAGGCAACAAUAGGCUGCGGAUGGUGGUGAGACGGGUGGGCAAGAUCCCCGGCAUCCGCUACUCCAAGGAGAAGACCACAUGGGUGGACCUGAUUCACCGGCGGAUGGUGGUGGAGGAGAGCGGGCGAACACCGUCAGAGGCCAGUUCAGACAGCGCUCUCCGCAGGAUCGUACAUCUCUUCACCACCUCGGAUGACUACUGUUUGGGCUUCAACAUUAGAGGAGGCAAAGAGUUCGGACUGGGGAUUUAUGUUUCUAAGUUGGACCCGGGCGGACUUGCAGAGCAGCACGGCAUCAAGAUGGGCGAUCAAAUCAUGGCGGCCAACGGGGUCAGCUUCGAUGACAUCACCCAUAGCAAUGCAGUCGAAGUCCUGAAGAGCCACACUCAUGUCAUGUUGACCAUCAGGGAAGCUGGCAGAUACCCUGCGUACAAGGAGAUGGUGGCAGAAUAUGGCUGGCUCGACAAUUUGAUCAAUGGGGGCCUUGCGCCAUCCCCCCAGGCUUCAACCUCAAACUCCUCUGCUUCCUCGCUGUCCUCCAGCACCCCUCUCAGCUCCCUCAGUGGUCUCUCCCAGGUCCUUUUCCCACAAGUCUUUGGGUCCGAGAUGGUAGACGUCGCAAUCGCCACGGAGGGACGAUCCAGACGUCAAAGCAGCGCAGAGCAAACGGCCGACACCGCCAUACAGACCGACCCCUUCCCUCCAAACCACCCAAACCACCCCUCAACUAAUGGGUCGUACCGCGCUGUAGGCGCCACGUUGCUGCUGAAGGACACCGUCAUACGAGGGAAAGGGGAAGGCCCGAGGGAGACGGGAGGACGUGGAGACGGAGGGCACCAAGAGGCAGUGAAACACUCACCUAAGACGGCAGCACUGAUGGCCCUGAGCAGACCACGGAAGCCGAUCAGACGUUCCCAGAGCCACAUCACCGUGUCAGAGGACAGUCAAAAAAAGAAGAGAAAACAGAAGGAGAAGAGCUCUGGAGAGGGUGAAACCGGCCUGCAGCGAUCGAAAACCUUUGUCAACCUUUUCUUCAAGAAAGACCGUAAAGAUAAAAGCCGCUCCAAGUCUCCGUCCCAUUCCCACAAAGAUAAGGAGCGGGGUCGUCCUUUCCAGCUCUUGACCUCCCCGAGGGAAUCCCGUGCCGGAGUUAAAGACGGCAGUCUGCCGCCGCGCCCGGAGACACUGCAGCACGUGGAAGACAUGGCGAAGAAACUGCUCACCCAGGAUGAGGUGGCGGCUGUGAUGAGACACUGCCGGCGGUUUUUGUCCGACAUUGUGAUUGAGGAUUUGGUGCGUCCCAUUCUGGCAAUCUUGGACAAGCCAGAGAAACUGCUACUUCUCAGAGAAAUAAGGAUGCUGAUACCUACUACCGAGCUGGGUCAAUUUGACAGCAUGGUCAUGCCCUUUGAGCUAGAGGCGUACGACAUCCUCAAAAGUCGCUCUGUUCGUUCUCCAGCUCUCCGCUCCCCUCGCAGAGGAACCCCCCGACGUCACCUCAUCACCCCGAUUCCAGACUGCAGGGGUGGGUUCCACCUCCAACCGGUCCAGGACAAACUGCGGGAGUUUCAGCUGAUCGAGGAGUUGGACAGAUUACGUUUGUCCAGCCAUCAGUCGGGCCAUCUGCCCCCAUCGCGCGCUUUCACGCCUCUGCUGGACGUGCCCGUGGACCACCACGGCUCUGCGUACGUGCGCCCCCGCUCCCUGAGCCCCUUACCAACCCGCGGCCUCCACCCCAGCCAAUCACCUCACAACGCUCAGCGCGGGCGGCAAACCCGAAGGGAGAACGAGGUGCAGCAGCACGACAAGACGUCCUCGUUGUCGGUGUCCGACCGAGGAGAUGCGGCGCCCCAACGAGGGAGGUCGCCUGAGAGGAACGGGCACGGGAGGGCGAGGAGGGAGUUGAGUCCCGACAGCGUGCAUGGUGGACGCCGCCGGCAGGAGGGCUACACGGAGGUCAGCGUGCGCGUGCCUUCACAGCGGCGAGGGAGACCCCCUGUGGAGGAUUUGUUUCAGGCACCGAGAGACCGGAGUCCAUCUACAGGCAGAGAGAGCAGUCAGCGGCUAAAUGGACAUUCACAACACGGUGUUAAGAGAAGAGCAGCUCGGCCAUCUGCAAGCUAUGAAAUCAACACUUUGACCAUCUCUAAGGCCAAGCAGUCACUGGGUAUUAGUGUAUCUGGAGGUAUGGAGUCUAGAGUCCAGCCCAUGAUAAAGAUUGAGAAGAUCUUCCCAGGUGGAGCUGCAUCUACGAAUGAGGCUCUCAAGGCAGGGGAUGAGCUGUUGUCGGUGGACGGCGAGAGUCUGCAAGGAGUGACUCAUCAGCACGCAGUGGAUGUGAUUCGCAGAGCGUUCAGCAACAAGGCCAAAGACCCGAUGGUUUUUGUAGUCAAGGUCUCCAAGGUCCCCACCACCACCACCACCCGCCCCAGGAGACCUGCAGACUAACCUUUCGUGUGCCUCACAGUCAGACUGCAGUUCAGGCAUGAACGACACAAAAACCUGCAACUGCUGCAGGAGUGAAUGAACUAUGGGGUCUACUCCAAAAGAGAAGAUAUUGAAGGAAAGGAUGCACAGAAGCAUUUAUCCUAUAUAACGCAGAGUUAUAACCGUAAAUAUAUCAAAGGGAAAGGUGGACAUGUUGAAAUAGUUUUAUUUGUUUAUACAGUUUAACAUUACUGAUCACUUUUGCUACUUUUUUUGCUUUGUUUUUACUAAAUGCACAUAUUGCACAUUAACUGGAUCUUGUAUGUUUGACGGUAAGAUAACGUGGUUCAUGAACUCCUCUUUGGUUAAAGUUGUGCAGCUGACACCAGGCAACCUUGGCAUGACCUCUGCUGAUUGUGGAGCCGGUGUUCUGCCCUUUUCAGCUGGAGCAUCUCAGUCCUGCAGCCCCGCAGGCCUGCCAGAGGGAGAUUAUCUCAGCCUGUGUUAUGAGAUUUAGAGAUUUAUACCCAGAUUAAAACUCUGUAUUAUGUCAAAAACUGAUAGUUUGGGUUCAGUGGAUGUCUGGGGGGAUUAUUACAAAUGCUGCUCAGUAUUUGGUGCUGCAUGAUUCUGGCAGAAGUGCUCGUGCUCUGGAGCAAUCCGCCACUUUAGAGGCUUAAUUACACCAUGCUGUGGCCUGAGCUUAUGCAGGCAUGUGGAGGAGUUGGAAAAACAUCUCAAUGAGAAAUGCGGGACAUGAAGGCCAGUGGCACAAUUUAAAUCAAAGUAGAGCAGAGGAGAUAUGGGCUGCUAGUUAACUGGAAUCCGUGUGCAUAGUGCCUUCCUUCUGCAGAUGGCCAGUGUGAGAAAAGAGAAUGAAUAAAUGAAAGAAGGUCAAGGCCUUUGAGUUACAACUAAGUGCUAAAAAUUUAAAUUCAAUUCAAGACUCACACAAGUUAAAUCAAGAGUAAAUUUAAGGUGUGACAACUUGUUUUUUAAUUAAAAACACUUGUACAAGAAAUGUACACAUAAAAAUAUACAUGGAUAACUACCUACAUGAAUUACUGAAGACACAAUGUAAGUUAACACUUAAAAAAUGCACACAAAAUUAUGAGAAAAAAAGAGAAGAAAAUGUGUUACGUUGCUUUGGUCUAGUCACAGUGGCUACAUUUGAUAUAGAUAUUUUGUCUAAAUAAAAGACAAAGUCACUCUGUUAUACUAUUUAGUGUUUUACAUAUU